This is a messenger RNA of Diorhabda sublineata, 4492 nucleotides long. Its product is annotated as protein Fer3-like. Gene Ontology annotation, biological process: developmental process; regulation of transcription by RNA polymerase II. Gene Ontology annotation, molecular function: protein dimerization activity; RNA polymerase II transcription regulatory region sequence-specific DNA binding; DNA-binding transcription factor activity, RNA polymerase II-specific. The coding region runs from base 66 to 608 and encodes 180 amino acids. The record is from RefSeq and is a predicted model, not a curated record. NCBI's taxonomy places the organism in Eukaryota, Metazoa, Arthropoda, Insecta, Coleoptera, Chrysomelidae. The transcript is spliced from 4 exons.
UCAGUUAUACAUUGUGUUCGAAUAAAUUUUUUAUCAGUGGGCUUGGAUAUUUCUUCUUGUUUGUAAUGAAAAUGUCAUUUCCUAAUGAUCGAGGUCCGUGGGACACAAGUAAUGGUCCAGAUUAUCCAGGAUAUCCCGCCGAUAUAAAUGGAUACCCAGGAAUAUGGGAUCCACAUCACUGCCUUUCAGCUCCAAACAGUGCAUUAAGUGGAUAUCCAGAUAUUUUGACAGCAUUUAAUUCUGAUUUAGUAUGGCAAAGACAGCAAUGCGGUGGUUUAGUCCCUAAUCGUUUAGGGCGAAACGGUUCUUCAAAUGGUACACAACAACCAAAGAAGACUCGAAGAAGAGUUGCAACGAUCGCUCAAAGAAGAGCCGCCAAUAUCAGGGAACGAAGAAGAAUGUUUAAUUUGAAUGAAGCAUUUGACAAACUACGUAGAAAGGUACCAACAUUUGCUUACGAAAAACGUCUGUCUCGUAUCGAAACACUCAGACUUGCUAUCACUUACAUAAGUUUUAUGGCGGAACUUCUCCAUGGGCAUCCUCAAGAUCAUAAAAAUUCAGACAUUUACCCACCGAGGGAAUACAUUCCAUACGGCUUGAUAAAUUAAAAUUAUACACCUGUAAUUACUAUAACUUAUUGUAUGCUUGCGCAAUAAUUGUUUCAAUGUUAUAUUCCGUAAAAUCUAUUGAUAAUAUGAAUUAAAUCUCAUCAAAGUUGGAUAACUUAUAUUAGACAAUAGAUUGAAAACUAUAGUUUUUCACUUUCCAUUAUGUAGCUGAGGUAAAAAUUGAAAUAGUUACUAUUAUUUUUAUAUUAUUUUUCUUGAUCUAAUAUCGAAGCCAGCAAUUGAAAUGAUUGUCUAAUUUUAUCCCUCGUUACGAUUGAUACAAUUUACAGAAAAGCCAAAAUACUUUUUUAUUGCUAAUAUUUGAAACUACAUCAACAAGUUAAUUUAACUUGUUUACAUAUUAAUUUAGCUUCCAAUCUCGAGAUGGCAGUCGACAUAGAAAUCCCUGUAUUGAAAAGUCGGGAGAUGAGCGGUCGUUCCAAGAUUGGUUGGCCUCGAGCUAAGAAAUUAAUAGCGGCUCCAAUAGGACCUAACCUAAUAUAACCUAGUGAACCGGUUCUCCAGCGAUAUGGCCGAAUAACGCAACUGCAGCUAUACCCACCUUAUAAAAAUCCUCCUUGUCCUACUGAAGAAUAUCUCUCUCUCUCUCUCUCUCUCUCUCUCUAUACGAGAAGCGUGCGAAACAAUGAUAUGUUUAAAUGAUCAACCAAUGGAACCACUGAAUAUAUUUUAGGUUCGUUCCAACCCAUCAAAAAACCAUCCUCGGUACGGUAACGAUUCUGCGCAAUAGAGAUUACGUGUUCCAACCGACUUAGGUAUCGAUUGUGAACCGUUUCCGGGACGGUCUUUUCGAUAUUUGGUUAAUAGCACGUUGUUACAGGAAUAAUUAUAUACGGACAGUUAAAUCGAGAAGGAAUGUCCUAUUAAAGUGCCGACGAUAUAUAUUUUCUCUCUCGUUUACGUUGCACAUGCUCGAGAAUGCGCAAAACCGAGCUGGAGCUUCGGAGGAUCGAAAAACGUUAAAACUCUUUCUUUCUUAGUCGGAAUAGCUUCCAUUUAUAGAAACUGUUCAUAUAAAAAUAUUACAGAUACAGUGAAACCUAGUUAAUUGGGAUCUCAAGGGACCAAGACAUAUGUACCAAUUAUUGAGGGUUUCCAAUGAUCCAGUUUUCCAAUUAAGCAGGUUUAAACUUAUAGUUGUCUUAUUUACAGAGGCCCCCGCUUACAGAGGUCGAAAUGUGCCGUUAUUGCAUUUUUAGAGGUGAAAAUGUUAAUAAAAAUGCGUAUUUUUGGUGUUAUGAAUUUAGUAUAGGUAUAAAUGUACAUACAGUUGAUGACUUGAAGUAAUCGGUUAUGUUUGUUUGUACUUGAUUGCUAGUUGCUGAAACCUAUUUCUUGAUAGGAUAAAUUUGAUCAAAAAUAUUAGAAUUAUCAAUAUUUGUCAUUUCGAAACACUUGUGUAAAGUUUCUAAAGCUUCCAUUACCUCACGAUUUGAAAUUUUCACUGGAGUCUCUUAACAGUCUUCUGCUUCUUCUUCUUCUUCUUCUUUCUUCUUCUUCUGUGUCUAAAGAAGAAUACAUAGCAACUAUGUCAUCAUCAUUGAGCUCCUCUGAAAUGAGUACAUUAUCAUCCAAAAAAACGAAAUCCUGAAAAGUCGCCUGCUGCUCAUUUAAGUCAUUCCUACAUGUGGUAAAUAUUCUAUCCCAUUUUGGAAACGUUGCACAGAUCUCCAACUCUUCUUGUGGGCUCUCAGGUUCAGAUACAUUCGUCACUUUGAAUCCAGCUUUUUUGAAGUAAUGACUAAUUAUGGUUUUGUUAACAGAAAACCAAGCUUUUCUUGCAAAUCUCAUGGCUGGAGGAUGUUGAUUUUUUCCUCUUCUAUAGAUUUAAGAACAUACCGAACAACUUCCUUCCUAUAGUAAACCUUAAAGUUGUUAAAAAUACCCAGAUCCAUGGGCUGCAAUUUACUUGUGGUAUUGGCAGGUAAGUACAAUAAUGUAACAUAGUCUAAUUUGGGCAUAUUGUGGUGAGCUGUGCAGUUGUCGACAAAUGUCGACAAUGAUUUUUCGUUUUUGGGCCCUCAUAUCAGAAGUCAUCCCGGCCUUAUUAUUACUUUGAUAAUUAAUAGGCAACGUGGGCUCUUAGAUUUUCCAAUUAAAAGAAGUAACAGUUUUUGAGUUCCAGACAUAUUCACACUUACAAGUAGAGUGACCCGAACUUUACUCAAUUUACCACCAUGGCAAGGCUGACCUUUGAACGUAAUUGUUUUAUCCGGUAGACACUUGUAGAAUAAGCACGCUUCAUCGGCGUUGAAUAUAUCAUCGGGGGAAUAAUCGUGCAAUAAAGCUGGAACGUUUUUAAUCCACUUAUUACAUUCUUUAUUGUCCACAGAACUGCUCUCGCCACAAACAUUUUUGAUUCCGAUAUCGUUUCUUUUCUUAAAUCCUUCCAACCACCCAUUACUGCCAGAAAAAUUAUCAAUAUGGAGCUUACUUGCACAUUCUUGAGCUUUCUCUUUAAUCAUUGGUCCGCUUAUUGGAAUGUUAUUAUUCCUUACCUGAUGUAUCCUUGUACAGAGACACUUUUCAACUUCAGGAUACUCUGCUGCUCGUAUCCGUUUGAGUUUUCCUUUUCCAUCAAUACACUGAGACCGAAUUUUCUCGUUGUUAAUAAUAAUUAAUACACAGAGUUAACUUUGGUAUAUUAUUUUCCCUACACAGUUCAUCGCGCGACUUUCCACAAUCAUAAUCUGAUAAAAUUUGUAAUUUUUCAGAUGUUGUUAACGUUUUAUAUUUAUGUUUGUACUUUUGUACACUUUUAUUCCCUUGUUCUUAGGUCAAAAUCUGAGAUAGUAAUGACAAACAAAGCAAUCGCGAAAGACGACGCAAAAAUCAAAAUGUGUUAAAACCUGAUUAAUUUGUUUCACUUAUACAGGUAAUUGUGUGCUACAGAGUCUUAAUUAUAGAGAUAAACAUCGAAAAAGUCUUAGAACUCAGAUCUCAUUUAACAAAGUUGAAAAAGGGCCAUUAACAGUGGUAAUUUAAUGAAAAAGAAUCGGAACCUCAUUGCAACUCUCAAUAAUAGAGGUUUCUCACAAUUAUCCAGGUCCCACUUAACCAGGUUUCACUGUAUGUAAUUUCUAUAUUGAAAAGUUCUGCCAAUUUUAGAAAGAAACAGCCUCUGGUCUAAGGUCUGUUUCACUAUGCGGGAAUUGGUGAAAGGAGAUAAAGGAGUAGAGAAAUAUAGCGAUUGAAGGAGUACGAUACAAGAAAUUGAAACGAAACUUUCUUUGUACCUCAUUCUAAUCAUAUGUGUACGAGUAAUACUCCUGUAUGGACAGUUCUUAUGGGAAAAAACGUCUCUACGUUACGGUGCCGACAGUAUUCAUUUUCUCUCUCGUUCGAGACACUUUAUCUAUACUGCGCAUGCUUGAAAAUUCUCUAAAAUAUCAGCAGUGAGAAAAUAAUAACUAACUGAAGGAGGAGGAGAUUCUAAUAUUGGAACACUAAUUUUAUUGAAAACGCAGUCCAGUAUUACUUUGUCUAUGAUAGAGGACAUAUAUGCUUAAGACAUAUAUUCAAAUUAUAGAAGUUAUAUGAAGGAAUUAACAUUUAUAGACAUACAUAAACAAAUAUGGUCUGUUUUGUUUACAUAUGCAAAAGUAGGCAACUCGUAAUGAUCUUCUAAAUAAUAAACCAAAAUAUUGAAUAAUGGACUAUCAAUUAUUAUAAUAUAACAUAAUAAUUACAAAAUUUAAUUUACCUUACGAAAUAUGUACCUUACAAAUUACCAAAGAUGUGGAUUUCAUGUCAAAAACAAUUUUUUGAAAUGAAGGAUAGAAAUAAGUUAUGUGUAGAUAUAUAUCAUUCAAUGCUUUAUUUGUUGAAAUAUAUUCAAUGAGUCUUCCUUACAUUGUACCUAG